Molecule: messenger RNA, 2727 nt
Organism: Prorocentrum cordatum
Lineage: Eukaryota; Dinophyceae; Prorocentrales; Prorocentraceae
Source: the annotation of a GenBank genome assembly
AUGGCGGCGGCGCGCGCAGCCCUGGUUCUCGGGGGCCUCGCCGUGCUCGCCGCUGCGGGCCGCAGCGGCGCCCACGCGCCGGGCUGCGCCAACGGCACCUCCGACCCGCACGAGCCCGCCGCCUGCGAGGCCGAGGCGCUGAUGCCGGUGAGGCUGCUGCAGUCCGAGCUGCGCAUGAGCAGGGCGUCGCCCGCGCGCCGCCGCGCCGACCACGGGCAGGCGGCCGAGCCGCACGGCGGCAGAGCUGCGCGGGCCACUCCUGGCGCGCCCGCCGGCGACGCGGCCGCCAGCCGCGGUGCUCCUCGGCCGGGCGCGCCUGCCAGCGGCGCCCGCUGGGCGCGGCGGCGCCGCCCCACCGCCGCGCAGCGGCAGCGCUCGGCGAGGAGGCAGCGCCAGGCGCUGGCGCGGCGGGGCGCCCCCUCGGCGGCCGCGGCCGCGGCUGCGGCGAGCCCCGCUGCCCUCGCGGAGAUGAGCCUGGGGACGACGACGACGGAGAGCCCCACUGGCGUUACGGUGAACGCGGCUGGCGACCUCACGGACUUUCUUGAGACCUCCCUUAUGUACAUCAUCUUGAUCGGAGUCAUGUAUACGGGCUUCAGCAUUGCUCGCAGGCGAUACCCGCUGGUCUACAGCAAGAACGUGCUUCCAGGCUUCGCGCUGGGCUCGCUGCCAGUGCCCGACGACUCCUUCAACGGGUGGGUGUCGACCACGUACAAGCUUAACUUGGAGGAGGUCGCCAACCACGUGGGCCUCGACAGGGCAAUGUUGCUGAGGUUUUGCGACCUGGGCAUGACCAUGAUGGCGUGGAUCGGCAUACCAAUGAUUUGCAUCGGGGGCACCUGCAACCUCCUGUUCGGAGGGAACGCGGCGGACGGAGACAACAUGAGCCUUCUGUCCUUCGGCAACGUAGAGUACGGGAGCUGGCUAUACUACCCCUACUCGGUCGUGGUGUGGAUGGUCUGUGUGCUCGUCCACAAGAAGAUCUGCGCCGCACAGUCGGAGUUCUUGCAGCUGCGCUUCAAGUGGCUCCGCGAGAUGGACCGGGUGCGGGCCAACACGGUGUUGGUGGACGGCAUACCCGACGAGUACCAGAGGGACGACCUGCUCCACGAUUUCUUCGACAGGAUGUUCCCUGGGAAGUGCAUCAUGGACGCGCACUGCGUGAAGGACUCGGGCGACCUGUUCGCUCACUGGCAGCGCCGCGCCGUGCUGAGGGUCCUGCUCCGCGAGGCGGAGGCCAAGUGGGAGAUGAGCGGGAAGAAUCCGGACGAUCGUCCGCAGCACUCGAAGAGCCUUAUCGGCGUCGACAUGGUCGGCGGCACCAAGGUGGACAGCAUUGACGCCUACCAGAUGGAGCUCGACGAGAUCGAAGGGAAGAUCAAGGAGGAACGCGAGAAGCUCGAGGAUGACAGCAAGACGAUCGGAGGCGUCAAUCUCUCAACGGGCUUCGUCACCUUCACCGAGCGCAGCUUCGCCGAGAUCGCACUGGCGGUCAACGUCGCCGAGGACAGGAAUGUGUGGGCCAUCGAGAACCCGCCGUCGCCUGCGGACAUCUUGUGGGGCGAUCUGAAGCAGGACCCCAACGCGCGCGCCGGGCGCGAGGUCAUUGGCUUCCUGCUCGUCGUGGGGCUCUACAUGGCCUACCUGCCGCUCGUCAUCGUGAUCACGAACAUCGCGGAGCUCGUGGACAUGGGUCCGCUGGACUCCCUUUGGAGCGUAGUGGCACCCACCGCGGGCCUCCAGUUCAUGGUCGCCUUCCUUCCCACGUUCCUCAUGAUCAUCUUCGAGAACUUCUUCACCCUCAAGGCGGGCGCGUGGGCGCAGCACAAGGUGCAGACCUGGUACUUCUGGUUCAACGUGGUCUUCGUGAUCAUGAUCGCGGCGGUCGGCACCGACUUCUUCGAAUUUGCGGACGCCCUGCUCGAAUCGCCGUUCUCGAUCUUCUCGCUGCUGGGCGAUUCGCUGCCGUAUGCCACGCACUACUACAUGAACUACAUAGUGCUGCAGUGGUUCGUUCAUUUCCUCAACCUGACGAGGUACAUCCAGUACUCGAAGUUCAAGGGCUUCAGCGCUCUUUACCCGGAGGAGGAGGCGGCCAAAAUGUGCGAGCCAGAGGACCAGCACUACUAUGGGAUAGGUUCCCGCUCCGCCCGCUUCACUACGAUACUGUGCAUCGGCAUCGUGUACGGCACGAUGUCUCCGCCUAUAAACCUGCUGGCGUGGGUCAACUUCUACGUCUGCCGACUCGUCUACGGGUACACGAUGGUGUUUGCCGAGACCAAAAAGACGGACCUCGGGGGCGUCUUCUGGGCGACGCAGCUCGCGCACAUCUACGUCGGGCUCAUAAUAUACGUCGUCUGCAUGACCGGUGUCUUCUACUGCCGCGUCAACGCGGUGGAGCCGUCGAUCACGGCUCCAGUAGUCGUCUCGGCGCUCGCCAUUCCUUACGUCAUCUGGGCCCGGCGCAAGUUCGAAGCGAGCUACAACUGGGAGCGCCUGCCCUUCAGCGAGGUCUUCCAGAAGCAGGACGAGGGCUCCAAAAAGCGGCACGUCGGAGGGAACUACCUCCAGCCGGAAUGCCUCCCGGACGACCUGCAGGACGCAGACGUCUUCGGCUCCUCGCUGCUGGCGCACCAUCAGGCCGCCCUCCUGUCUGGCCUGCACGGCGCCACCGCCGCCGCCCCUGGCGCGCUGAUGGCGGGGCUCGGCAGCGUCGGCCGCAAGUGA